This is a messenger RNA of Laccaria bicolor S238N-H82, 1824 nucleotides long. RefSeq lists its product as uncharacterized. The record is from RefSeq and is a predicted model, not a curated record. The transcript is spliced from 3 exons. Lineage: Eukaryota; Fungi; Basidiomycota; Agaricomycetes; Agaricales; Hydnangiaceae. Bases 1 to 1824 code for a protein of 607 amino acids.
AUGGAGGGAAACAUAGUCAGUAGCAAUGAAAGGUACCAUAAACCCAAGUCCCCUGGCCCGCACACGGCACAAAGAUACUCGCAACCCAUCCCAGCACAAACCACGAAGUCCCCGCGCACGGAGGGAGGCGCAACACGCUCCCAACGGUCGACACGCCAACCCCGCCCACAGACCCCUGCAAAUACACCCCCCUCCUUCCUGGAGAGCGCGGUGGCUAAAGUAGGGAGGGUAGCCCAGUCGGUCACCAGCACAUCCCCGGCAAAAACCAAGAGCGUACUCGUAGGCAACAAAAAGAGGGCACUGGACGCAGAACGCACGACCACCCCAACCCCACAAUCAUACAACAACGAAGCACGAAGCAUAGGCAAUCAGUUCGACCCGAGCCAUCGCCCACCGUGGGACGAAGACAUAGAGUCGACAGGCGACGAAGGGGAACAGGGAGAAAUUGACCAAAACUCCAUGCAAACCGACAGCUUCAGCAUCCUCGCGGACCGCCUCGAAGACGGCGACAAAAGGUUCAAAAACCUAUACAGCUCCCUCGUAGAAGCCGGCAGCCUUGUGCAAUCCCUGGAAAGCGAUGGAAUGCUGGGCAUUAUAAAGGCUGACCCAAAAAUCACAGGAUGCCUGACAGAACAGCCCUACAAAAUCAUCAUGGAACAACAGGCGACACUCACACAGGCAAUGCACGAGGUCAUCAGGACCAUGGCCUCACACAUGGAGAAAACCGAAGCCAUUGGAGACAAAGUCGAGCGUAUGAGGGAAGAGACAACGUUCAACUUCUCGGCAAUGGCUGAGCAGCUCAAGGUGCUCGAAACAGCAAAUAACGCCACCCAAACCCGAUUCAAAACCCUCGAUGAGAUAGUAGGAAACACAAGCCCACAGAACACGGGAACGGCCAAGAACACAAGCUUCACCACAAGUUACGCGACCGGCCCCCUUCCCAAACCAAAAGGAAAGACAGUCAACAAUCCAGGACAAGAGAAGCCAAACACAAAUCCGGCAGCAGCCCACCACCUAAGCCGCGCCGUCAUACGCUUCCUCCCAGACGGAAUACGGGAUGAAGACCGCAUGGAACCAGCCCUAAUCGUCAGCACGAUAAACAACGCCCUCGCAAACUCACAGUCUCUCAAAGCCAAACACAUCAGGGCGGUAACGGCGUCAUAUAACAACCAGGGUAACCUUAUCGUCUCAACACGCGCAGACCAACUUGCAGCAGACCUUCUACAGUAUGCAGAAUUAUUCAUUCCACUAAUUAACCAGGGAUACGAAACGAGCGCCAGAGAGGACAAGCGGUGGUUCAAGAUCCAAAUUGAUGGGGUCAGCACACACACCAUGACACGCUUCGGGCCCAGAUCCGUCAUCUCCGCUGAAACAGUACACGAAGAACUCUUGGCUUGCAACGUCAUCUACGCACAGGCGAUAGACAACAUCGUUGCCCCCCCACGAUGGAUGCGAACACAGGAAGAGCUGGACAACACACUUAGGUCGUCACUCGUUUUCGCGGUGGACGAUGAAGAGGUGGCCAGGGGAAUUCUGCAAGGAAAGACACUGGCGGCCUUCGCACGACACUGCCCACUAAGGGCAUACCAAGAUAGACCCCCUGUCAAACAGUGUAAGAACUGCUGGGGAUGGGACCACAAGGCGGAAAAUUGCCCAAAUCCGACUAGGUGCAGGCUUUGCGCGGACAAUCACAAGGAAGAAGACCACCCUGCGGAACCAGAUUGCCGCAAGUGCAAAGCGCUCGAAGAAAGUGACGGACCACCCAGCAGAUGCCAGAAGGUGCCCCAUUCGGCUCGAGAAGUAUGGAACAGCCUGUGCCAAUGA